AAAAUUACAUGUAAAAUUUUAAGAUAUAAUAAUUUUGGAUGUAUGAAGCGGAUAUUACCCACUGGUAUGGGGAUGGGUUUGCGAAACAUUCCCUACAUGGAUAUGAGGCAUAUAUGAAUUCAAAUAUUUGAAAGCAGAGAUAUGAGAGAAUGGUUUAGACAAACUCGCCCGCCACAGUAUCAUUCAUAGUUAUUAGUGACAUUCCUAACUAUUUGCUUAACCAAGGAGAGAAAUUUCCAUUUCAAAUGCAUGUGCCAAUAAAUAGCCACGCCUCUGGUUGUAAUUCGAUCCAAAACUCGUCGCCACUUGAGGGUCCACAAACAAUGGCCGAAACUAGGGGGAAAAUUAAAGGAAUCGAAUUAAUGCAGAGGGGUAUAGGUGUUGGACAUAAGAUAGGUGAAGAAGUAAUGAGGGGUUGAUUUGAUGCCAUGCGCAGCUGGUUGUGGGCCGAGGAUGAAAGCUCAAGGUCGAGGCCGGGGGGAAAACGAACAAGUAGGAGGAAAAAAACAAGCGAUGCUCCUGCUCAAACGUACAGUGAGUCAGUGAGUGAAGAGGCUAUGAGUCUUCAAUUCACGAACGGCUAUUAUAAUCCACUAGUUAUAAUAUCAGCUGACUAGCUAGUCUCCUCAGUUUUCUGCAUCAUCACUCUCUCAAGCGGUGGGACGAUGACGUCGUCGCAAGAAGUAGCAGCCAAGGAAGAAGGAGCUAGCGGCGGCGAGGACUACCACGACCAUGCACCGGCGGCGAAGGACUACCGUGACCCGCCGCCGGUUCCGCUGAUCGACUUGCCGGAGCUGGGGCAGUGGUCAUUCUACAGAGCAAUAAUCGCUGAGUUCAUCGCCACCCUGCUCUUCCUCUACAUCACCGUGCUCACUAUUAUCGGCCACAAUUCCCAGCCCGACCCAUGCGCCCGAGUCGGCCUCCUGGGCAUCGCCUGGGCCGUCGGCGGCAUGAUCUUCGUCCUCGUCUACUGCACCGCCGGCAUCUCCGGGGGCCACAUCAACCCGGCGGUGACGUUCGGGCUGUUUCUGGCGAGGAAAGUCUCGCUGAUAAGGGCGGUGAUGUACAUGGUGGCUCAGUGCCUGGGAGCCAUUUCCGGGGUGGCGUUGGUGAAGGCGUUUCAGGAGUCUUACUACACCAGGUACGGCGGCGGCGCCAACACUAUCAACCCAGAGUACAGCACCGGCACCGGACUGGGCGCGGAGAUCAUCGGAACUUUCGUGUUGGUUUACACCGUCUUCUCCGCCACCGACCCCAAGAGAAACGCUCGCGACUCCCAUGUCCCUGUUCUGGCGCCGCUGCCUAUUGGAUUUGCGGUUUUCAUAGUCCAUCUGGCUACCAUUCCGAUCACCGGCACCGGUAUCAACCCGGCCAGGAGCUUCGGAGCGGCUGUUAUCUUCAACGAAGAGAAGCCCUGGGAUGACCAUUGGAUCUUCUGGGUCGGACCCUUCGUCGGAGCUGCCGCGGCAGCCUUCUUUUACCAAAAAGUGAUGAGAGCCGGGACCAACAAUGCUUUUUGGUCGUUCAACAGCAAGGGUGGUAGCUAGCUAGGAAUUAAUAGCAUCAACUUGCCAUCACAGUGGGCGUACGGAUUAGCCGCUUGAAUCGGAAUUUCACUAAAAUCGAACUUGGUUGCAUACGUAUAUUUGCAAGAAGUAUGUGUAUUUAUUAUAGUACAUGCCAAACAUAUAUAUAAAAGAAUGUACGAGGAAUUAUUGUAAUAUUGAUAUUGAAUUAUAAUCUCGUUUUUGUGUUACUAUUGAUACUAGCUAAUCAGCUUUGUGAGCUACUAAUCUAUUUCACGUCAUGUCUUGUGAUGAUUUUAAAUGUAUUUUACCUUCUAGUAUGAAGAUAAUGAAAUAUAUAUUUAUUCGUGAUAGUGAGUUCGAGUCUUAAAAUAUGGGUGUGAGAAAAAAAACAAGGAAUUGUUAAUGACGAUACGAUUAAUGCAUCUUUUUACAAACUUAUUCAUCAGAUAUGACCCUGAGGAAGAUUCCAAAGAAAUUUACUAUUAUCAUGAUUAUUAGUUUUUCAUAAAAAGCAAUUCAUUGUCAUCAUGAUUUUAAAUUUAGCAAAAUGAUGCAGAUCGGUAGUCGUUAAUUAUUGUGAAGGCAUAGGUGAACACUGAACAAGUAGUUAAGGUCGACGUCGUACUGCCCGCUGGUCGUGGCCCACCGAGGCGAGGAGAUAAGGCCUAAGGGAGUAAUUAAUAUUAAUUUGUUGACUCCCUGAAAAAAAAAAAAAAAAAGUUGACUAAUGUCGGUGCCCGAUCGGAAGAAUUCUUCAGCGCCGGCCAAACACCAUCAUCCGGUUAGUCGGGUUCCUCUCUUGGUUUUAUCGCCCCAUUCCAAUUUAGUGAUAAAAAUUCGUUCCAAUUUAUCGAAAGAAAAUAAUCAAAAGAUAGUUAUGCUGUGAUUGUAAUUAAAUUUUUGCAUUAUGUAAUAUGCAUAUAUGUUAUUUAUUGUAUAUUAAGGAAAUCAGUGUAAUGAUUCAACGGGAAAAAAUCGAUGUAUGGUUAUUGGGAAGUACGAGCAUGAUUAGGGAUGUCAAAUUACCCACCCAUGGAUAAUUAUACCCAAAUCCAAGUAGACCCAUUGAUAAUGGGUUGGGUAUGGGUGAAGUGCAUAUGGAUUUGGGGGUUUAUAGAUGAGUUUGAGUUUGGGGCUUCCAUAAUCUAAAUGGAUAUGGGUUGAAUAUGGAUAUCCAUUUACUUGAGGAUAUUUUAACUACACAUGCAAAAAUUGGACCUAUUUGCAAAACUUGAAAAGUUAGGUACCAAAAUGUAAGACCAAAAAAAUUUAGGUACCAAAACAUAAUUUUUCAUCGAUAUUUUGAGGACUUAUAUGAAAAAAAAUUAAAUUUAGGUACGAUGGAGGUGCAGGGGGUCACAUUAACCCGGUGGUGACGUUCGGGCUGUUUCUGGCGAGGAAGGUGUCGUUGAUAAGGGCGGUGACUUACAUGGCUUGGGAGCCAUUUGCGGCGUGGGGUUGGUGAAGGCGUUUCAGAAGUCUAAAUUCAUAAGCUACGGUGGCGGGAUCAACUCUCUCCGCCGUAGCUACGGCGUCGCCACCGGGUGUGGUGCGGAGAUCAUCGGCACUUUAGUAUUGGUUUACACCGCCCUCUCCGCCGUCCAUCCCAAGAGGAACGCUCGUGAGUCCCAUGUCCCAGUGAGUGUUUAAUUUUUGCAUGGGAAGUUUCGUUAAUCAAUAUUUUCCAGGGUUCAAGAAGGCGCGCCUAGGCGCACGCCUAGGCUCAACUAGGCGCUAGGCGAUGGAGGAUCGCCUUGACUUGGCCAUAGGCGUUGUAAAAGGCGCUGGUUUCGCUUAGUAGGUGGGAAUAGCGCUUAGUUUGCGCCUAAUAGAGAGAAGGCGUGCCUGGGCGUUCCUGGGCGAGUUUAGGCGGUUAAACCCAAUACUCUUCGUUUUGUCCUAGAAAAUCAGAAACUUGCCUCUUCCCCUAGAAAAUCAGAAACACGGGAAGUAACAUCUGUUGCCGCCUGCUGCCUAGCUCUCGCCCCAUCUGCUACCGCCUUCCGCCCUAGCUCUCACCCCAUUUGCUGCUCUCUGCCGCCGCAGGAGAAAGUCAUCGAUCACUCUUCUCGCCUUCACACCGCUCCGCUGCUAUAGUGGGAAAUAAAGUCGAAACUCGCCAAUUGUUGCUCCUUCCUUCUCCUCGGUAAGUAACACAAGCUUCUUGCCUCUAUAAGCACCUAUUAGCAGAUGAUUGGUCACUAUUUGCUUGUUAUUUGUUAUGUUAAGUGUUUACUGUUAAGAACUAGGCAUUGCUAAUUUUAUAUGCACUUGGAUUAUAUGAAUUAUUCCAGAAAAUAGGAAAUAUUUGAGAAUUUUUCCAUUUAUGCUCUGAACGCCUAGACGCGCCUAGGCUACGCCUAAUCGGGCAAGGCGCAAGUCAGGAGCCGAGCGCCUGCCUUACGCCUAGCGCCUUUUAGAACCUUGAUAUUUUCAUAUGGUUUCAUUAAUCUCAUCCAUCAAUCACACACACGUACGAUUUCAUCAAUAAUCAUUUCUGAUUUGAUGCUUGACCAAAUCAAACUGUAUGUUUUUAAUGAAUUAAGAUUUAAAAUAGCAAUAGUAUGUCAUCAUCUUCUUUGUUAUACACUCUUGAUGUUGUGGCUUUUCAUUAAUUUUGAUUAGUGACGGCAAUGAGUUCGGUUUUUCUAAACUUAAACGCAACUCAAAGGGCGAACCCAUUAAAAAAAUCCGAUAAAAUACUUAUUUUAGGAUGUAGAAGUGAAUCCCAACUGAACUCAACCAAAUCUGUAUUCAUGGGUAGCUAAUAGCUAUGAGUUCAUGAACAUAACUAUACAUUAUUUCUUCAAACAAAAAAAUUUGCUACAAAUAUAUCUCUGUAGAAAUUACUAACAUCUAUAAAUUAUUCAUAAUAUU
Linum trigynum is the source of this 4406-nucleotide messenger RNA. The record is from the annotation of a GenBank genome assembly. Lineage: Eukaryota; Viridiplantae; Streptophyta; Magnoliopsida; Malpighiales; Linaceae.